Molecule: messenger RNA, 1671 nt
Organism: Phycomyces blakesleeanus NRRL 1555(-)
Lineage: Eukaryota; Fungi; Mucoromycota; Mucoromycetes; Mucorales; Phycomycetaceae
Exons: 1
Coding region: 1-1671 (556 amino acids)
Source: RefSeq, a predicted model, not a curated record
AUGAUUGCCCAGCGUAUUAUGUUACCUGACGGACAAAGCCUGGCAGACUUUGAUAACCGCCACUCGACCACUCGUGUAGGCUCCAAUCCACGCCGUGAGUCACUCUAUCAAUCUUCCAGGCAGCCGGGAAAUAUUUCGAACCAACGAACUUCAGUCUCAAUUUCACAGUCUGUGAGUGAUGGAGAGUCCUCUGGCCUAUGGGUCAGUCAUCCCCCAGCUCAGAAUAACACCGUACUCCAGUUGAAAAGCUCAUUAAUCGAACAAGCGACGGCAAGACUAAGACGACGACUCCUCGAAGAAGAUCUUUUGGGUGUCGUGAACCAAGUCGACGAUCUACAAAGUCAGCUCGACACACUCCGCGCAGAAGCAGCUGCAACCUUGGACGCAGUGAAGAAAACCAAGGACCAGCCGGCUGAUGAUUCCGGUCUUGAUAGUAACAUGUCCGGCCAGGACUACCAAAUGAAGAUAUUCGAAAGUCGCGCCGAGAUGUUCAAGACGAGUCUGACGAUCUUGAAGACGAACCAGCACGUGAAAGACUCUGACGAACCAAUCAAAAUGACUCCUUCAACUUCAUUUACUUCAACACUGUCCAAGAUGUCCUCCUUGUUCAGUCGCGCCAAGCGUAGAUUAUCUGUAGCAGCCAGCCAAAGUGAAGCAGAAGACGAUGUGCCCCGUAUGCAGCAACCUGCAGAAGAGGAGACCAUGAUUGCAUGUGAUCCGAUGGCAGCCGAUGAUGAAGCACAACAACGGCGACACCGACGACGCAGACGGGUCAGACAUUGUCGUGAACGUUAUCUCGAAUUGAUGCAAUCGUACGACCAGGACUUGGAACAGUCCGAGUCGCAAGCUAACGAACAACGGCUAACCGAAGAUAUUGCCAGCGAGUCUCUAUCGUUCUCUGGCCACGCGAGCCAGGAUAUCGAGGCCGAGUACCUCCGUCUUUUGGCAGCCAAUGUCCCUGCCACGCCCUACUCAGACUCUAGCUCUAUCGUCUCUGAUUCCCUUCUUGAUCAGAUCGGCCAAAAUUACCCGAAAUCAUAUCCUGUCGCCUUAUCGGUCGUCUCUUCGACCCUAACCGAUGUCACGCCUUCAAGCUCUUUACUUUUACCUUUACCUUUACCUUCACCUUUACCCUUGACUAUACCGCCACCCAUAUCGAUGGCACCCUUUUUACCUUUUACAGAAACAACUGAUCCCAACCUCGACCACUGGUUGUCCGAGCAAGAGGCCCAGCACAUCUACAGUUCUCCUUUGAACAUAUACCCCCCUACACCAAAUGCCCUUAAUAAUAAUUACAGCAACAACAACAACAACAAUAAUAAUAAUAAUAUACAAGCACCUGAACGCAAUGCAUUUGACGAGACCCUAAGCUAUCUUGAUCACCCAAGCUUUAAUGCCUAUGAUAUCAAUCUCCUCGAAGACCUUUAUGAGAUCGUUAAUGACCCAACUCUAUCACCUACACCAGAAGAGCCACUAAAGGAUAAGCCAUUUUUCGAUCAAUCCCACGUAUUACAAUGGUUACAGCUGCUAUUGCCGUCCUGGCUGGUCUUGACCGCACAAGCAGGCUGGAAGUGGUACAAGUUUUUUAAUGUUCUUGGACUUGCACUCAUUAUCAGCCUUUUCAAUGGUCCAGACGAAUUUAAUUCCCCAUCCUUUAAAUCAGAUCAAUAA